AUGGCGCCGGCGUCGGGCUACAAGCACGGCGACAACACGCCGAAAAGGGCCAUGGUCCGCGGCACCAUCUCGUACCUCGAGUCGCAGGGCCUGCCGGUCAACAAGUCGGCCAUCUUCAGGCACUUUGACCUGUCGCGGUCCCAGGGCUACGCGGCGCUGAGCUCGCCGUCGUCGUCGAAGCGGAGUGACCCGGAGUGGGAGGAGACGCGCGGGCGGCCGAGCAAGGUCUCGGAGGCGGACCAGCGGCGGAUGGAGGCGCUCCUGUGGGAGGACGAGGGUCCCCAGCAGCACCCGCAGCAUCAGCAACAUGAGCUCGGGCAGCAUCACCACGGCGAGGGCGGCAGCAAGGCGGAAUCGGGGACCUCGGCGGACAGCAGCGAGGCGGGCGGGUUCAACUGGACGCGGCUGGCCAAGGCGGCGGGCGUGGAGGUGACGGUCAACCCGCGAACGCUGCACCGCGCAAUGGGCACGCUAGGUUAUCGGCGGUGCCUGUCCUGCGGGCAAAACGUCGUGCAUCGCCGCUGCCGGGAGAAGCGCGCGGACUGGGCGCGGCGGAUGCUCGAGACGUACCCGUCGACCGAGGACUGGCGCCGCGUGCGCUUCAGCAUCGAGCUGCACUUUGGGUUCGGGCUCGACGGCCGGGUGCGCCUGCUGCCGCGCCCAGGCGAGCGACUGCAGUGCCCCAGUUGCAACACAGGCGACGAUGCUUCCGGCUCGAGGUCCGAUGCGGGCUGGUCACGGGACAUCAGAAAGGUGCACGCGUGGGCGGCGGCGGGGUACGGGUUCAAGAGCGGGCUGGUCUUCUACGAGGACUCGACGAGCCCCAACUGCGGCGGGACGCCCAGCAUGGCGGACUACCAGUACAAGAUCCUGGACAAGGAGGUCCGGAGCUGGCUGUCGGCGGACCCGACGUUCGUGCUGUACGAGGACGUGGAGGCGUUUGCGCACGGCGGGCUGAGCAAGCAGAACGCGGUGCAGGCGUGGAAGGAGAGCGUCGGGCUCCGGCACGUGUUUAGCUGCGGCGACGCGCCGGACCUGAACCCCCUGGAGACGCUCUGGCCUCCUGCGAAGCAGUGGCAGUUUGGCGAGGGCAAGGGGGAGAGCGGCGCCGCUGGCGGUGGCGAAGAGGACGGCGGCAAGAACCGUGACUGGGAGGACGAGACGCUCCGCGGGAUGGCGAGGCGGGCGUGGGAGGGCAUGGAGCAGGAGAGGGUCAACAUCUGGGUGGACUUUAUGGUGCAGAGGCUGCGGCAGGUGGUGGAGAGCGAGGGCAGGUUGGUGCCGUGGUAG
Molecule: messenger RNA, 1290 nt
Organism: Purpureocillium lilacinum
Lineage: Eukaryota; Fungi; Ascomycota; Sordariomycetes; Hypocreales; Ophiocordycipitaceae
Molecular function (GO): nucleic acid binding
Source: RefSeq, a predicted model, not a curated record